Messenger RNA from Ananas comosus (pineapple), 2079 nucleotides. RefSeq lists its product as uncharacterized. The transcript has 16 exons. NCBI's taxonomy places the organism in Eukaryota, Viridiplantae, Streptophyta, Magnoliopsida, Poales, Bromeliaceae. The coding region runs from base 17 to 1663 and encodes 548 amino acids. The record is from RefSeq and is a predicted model, not a curated record.
AUCGACUCCCGCAUUAAUGUUCCGCAACAAGAUCCUAAUCCGCGCCUCUCCCUCCUCUUCCUCCAAUCUCUUCCUCCUCCCCCUCUCCCUCUCCCUCUCCCUCUCCGCCCCCCUUCCUCCUCCCACCCUCUCCCUCGACCUCGAAACCCUAUGUUGGAAGCUCUCCCGUCAAUGGCGCCUUGCGUGCCUCCUCCAACCCUCCCACAUCCUCCUCCUCUACCAGAGAGCUCAAUCCGAUGCCGUCGCUCGAGUUGUCGCUGAGCUCGCCAAAGCCCUACCCUCCAUUGAGGUCGGGGAAGAAGAAGAGGUGAAGUCGGAAUCGCUCAUUGCUAAAGCGGUUGAAUGUGGGCUACGAUCUAUUAUGCUUGAUCAAAAAUGGACUUGUGUGGGGAACAACACUUUUGUGGAAUCAACCUUUAGUUGCAGUGAGGAGAGAAGUAAUCUAUGCGCCAUUAAUGUGCAAGUUCAGUCGGAGAUGGAUGAAUUUGUAUUUCUUCUCUCCCCUGAUGUUCUUCGAUUCACCCGACAUAAGAUCUCAGAUUUACUUAGCUCCAAAAUGAUGGAAAGGUUUGAGAAUAAGAAGGAAGUCAUUUUGGAGGAAUCUAAUUUUCUGACAUCUUGCACCACUCUCCCUUUGCUUUAUGAGGGGCAUGUGAUAGGGUUCAACAAGGUGGCCCCUUCUGGAGAAAGUAUUGACAAGCUUAUGGCACUUUGGUCAUUCAAGCAUGGCUUAAGAUUGGCCAGCGAUCACUUCAUCGCAGUUCAACUUGCUUAUGGUUGUGGAAAGAACAUGCAAUGGUUACCAUCUUCUUUUGUUCUCCGAGGCUCAGGGUUUGCUCCAGCUACACAAACUAUUAGAAGCACAAAGGCUAUGAAUGCUUUGGAGUCAUUCAUGAAAGUGCUUGAUGCUUGGGAUUUCUUCAGUCAAGAUUUCUUAAUUGUCAAGGAACUUCUAUCUGUUGGUAAUGCUAUAAGCAGUGGUACAAAACUACCGACUUGGGAAAAGGCCACAUGUAACUUGGCAUAUUGUACUGGAAAAAGCAAUAAUUCUAAUGAUAGCCGUGUCUUCACUCAUACAAGUAUUGCUUCAAAGGUUUCUUGUUUAGCUCUAGAUUUUCACACCCCAAGGCCAGCCUUGGUGAAUGCUACUUGUGAUAAAUCUGUGGAGCUUACUGAAAUUCAAGGAAGUGUUAUAUCAUUGCUCAAGAAUGAUGUAGAAGUUGUAGCAAAUGUUGUCAAUAGAAUUUCUAAACCAAAUUCAACUUGUACAUGCCAACCGCCAGCCAUUAAAAGCACCAAUUUGGCUAAUGGGCCAGACCAGUAUCGGGUGCCUUCAUUUACUACAAAGAAAAGAACAGAUGUACACAAAGAUGUCGACAGUCCCAAUAAACUAACGCAUGCUGAUUCUGAAUCUUCAACAUGCAAAUUUGCACUGGAAGAAGACACUUCAAUAAAAAGAGGAGUCAAUGUGCAGUCUGUUAGUUCUGAAAAUUCUCAAAGGAAGAAUGAUGCUUUUCUCAGCAGUAAUUCGUCAGGAAAUCUUGCAAAAGUGACACAAGUAGGUGCUUCAGGGAAGAGGAACUCAUCCUGCAAAAAGAAGAUAAGACCCUUUCCCUUAUUUUGUUUUGCUUCUCAUUUUUGCAAGACUAUUAAAUUAUUGUGAAAUAUCUGUUUACUUUAAAAUCGAAAAUAAACUAUUACUUGCACUGCUAUCAUGUGCAAUUUUCACCAAAAAUCUCAUCAAAUUAGAUAAACCUAUUCAAUCAAAACCUAUUCUAGGUAAUUCUUGCAUUUUAUGUUUCUAUGAAAGAAUUCACUAGGAUACCGUGUGAUAGCUAUUUUGUUCUGUUUGAUAAGUACUCUACAUUUUGCAUUAUAAAUAUUUCAAGAGACCUGAUAAUCAUUUGAUUAUUCACAAACUGAUGGGCAUAAAAUGCUACUUCAAGGCCAUGCGAAUCUGUGAAAUUGCUUAUGGUCCGUGACUAGCGCCACACUGCCACCAACAUCUCCACGAUGUCGCUAGCGCGGCGGCAGCGAUGGAGCUCAUGUUCUCAUCGUGUGGCCACCACACACACACAC